CAAAGGGAGGUUUAAUUGUGGCGGUACAUUUCUUUAACAGUUGCAUUAUGCUUGUGGAGUAGUACUCUAUUCAUAACAGGUUAUAGACACUGCUGCAGCAGUAUGCUUUGCAAUAUGUCUUCCAAAUAAAAUGGAUUGCAGUUUACAUAACUUAGCUUUUUGAAUGACACCGUUGUGUAAUAAUAAUAAUAAUAAUAAUAGUAGUUAUUUUUCAUUAACCUGGCAAUGUCACACUGCAUGCAUCGUGUUCUGAGACAUUUUUAAAUGAAGGUUACGCAAUGUUAUGCAGCGUGAUGAAUGGACCAUUACACAAUCCGGUAAUCCAGUACCCAGCGUGUACCGUUUAAAUCGGUGCUGUGCUGGAACACCAGCAGUGUAAUACAGCAGCGUUUCAAUUGCCAGUCCCGUGUAUGAUGUACGCAGAACAUGCGCAUAUUAUAUACAAGUUUCCAAUAGGAGGAGCAAGUCAGACUUUAUUGCAUCAUUGCUUGAGGCCGUGCAACCCUCGCAAUUUGAAGGCAGCUUUUUUUCUGCCAACAUUUGAAUCGAUUAGUAGUGAAAGACAUUUUACAGUUAUUUUUCCAUGUAAAGCUUGUUGAAAAUGUUGCUUACAACCAGUGGUCCCUGGCAGCAGUGGGCUCAGCCGCUGUGAAGAUGAGUUGCUGCUGGUUGCUGACGGCUCCGUUCUCUGAGAUCCACAGGGCUCUCCUGCCUCCCUGCUGCUUCGCUGCCCGGUGGCUGUCCAGCUGUAAGGUGAGCAGGGGCCUGCUGCACUGCUACAAACUGCUCUGCCUGCCAGAGGACGAGAGCAGCAGCCCGGAGGAGGUGAAGGAAGCCUAUCUGAGGCUGGCUAAGGAGCUCCACCCUGACAGCGGCUCUGCCAGGGCAGACGCAGGGAAGUUCUCCCAGGUGGAGGAGGCCUGCAGGACUGUGCUGGCACACCUAGCAGAGAGGAGGAGAAGAGAGGAGGAAGGCAGGAGGAAGAGGAGGGCUGCCACAGGUGAGGAGGAAGAGGAGGAGGAUGAGAAGCAGAGGCGGCAGGCACCCCAGCACAGGCAGUACCUGAGCUUUGAGGGGGUGGGAAUGGGGACACCCAGCCAGAGGGAGCGGCAGUACAGGCAGUUCCGGGUGGACAGAGCUAUGGACCAAGUGCUGGACUACCGGAGGCGCAGCCUAGAGCAUCAGUCUUCGGAGGACGCCUUGACGGCCAGCGAGGUACGGAGGACUAAGAAUAUCAAGAUCACCCAGGCCAUCGAGAGACUGGUGGAGGACCUCAUCCAGGAGUCCAUGGUCAAGGGGGACUUCAGCAACCUGAGUGGCAAGGGGAAGCCUCUCAGCAAGUUCAGCCACAGCAACCCGUACGUGGACCCCAUGACCCACAACCUGAACCGCAUCCUCAUCGAGAACGGCUACCAGCCCCAGUGGAUCGUGGCGCACAAGGAGAUCCGUGAGACCAUCGCCCAGCUGAGGGCAGACCUGCUGGUGUUCCGUGUGAAGCUCGGAGAGCCCCUCACCCCCUCAAAGCAGAAGCAGUGGCUCCUCAACUGUGAAGCCUUCAGAGCAGACCUGGCCAGGCUCAACAAGAGGGUGGACGGCUUCAACUUGAUCGUGCCCCUGCUGAGCCAGCAGAUGGUGCAUUUCAGUGCGGAGAGGGAGCUGAAGAGGGCACUGCAGGCCUACCAGGAGCUGAGGGAGGAGCAGAGAAACUCAGAGGAGAAGGCAGGGACUGGGGAGACUGGGGAUCCCAAAGGAGGCCUUUUUACAUGGGUGCAAAACCUGUUCAAAUAAGCACUUUGGUUAAGAUGUGUUUAAUAUGGGAUAAUGUGUUCAACAUUAUCUAAAGAGGAAUUAAACAAGUGCUGUGGUGCACAAUUAGCAGCAAACAACUAAGGUGUGGUUAAAAAGUUGUUUGGAGCAGUGAAGUACCUUUUAAAAUGAUUUUAUUCCACUCUGACAAUUUGCCUUGGCACUUGCUUCACAGUAAGGCCUCAUUCUGAAGCACUGUAAUGCUAUUUAAAUGUAAUAAACAUGAUUAGGUAUUUUA
This is a messenger RNA of Polyodon spathula (Mississippi paddlefish), 2044 nucleotides long. RefSeq names its product dnaJ homolog subfamily C member 28-like. The coding region runs from base 655 to 1788 and encodes 377 amino acids. NCBI's taxonomy places the organism in Eukaryota, Metazoa, Chordata, Actinopteri, Acipenseriformes, Polyodontidae. The record is from RefSeq and is a predicted model, not a curated record. The transcript has 2 exons.